AUGCACUUUAUUUACCCCUCCAACCCUCCAACCCUCCAAUCGCCCUCAUGGACACCCUGGACAUGGCUUGAGCCUGGGCUGCAACGUGACCUCAAGCUCUCUUCCGCGACAACACGACUCGAGACGGGAAUGUCGACCCGUGACUGUAUCCGACCUGUCAGCAACCUGCCAGCAACCUGCCCAGCACUACCGUUCGGCAACAAUCCGUCCCUGUAUCUUGCCGAAGCCGAAGGCUCCGGUCUGCGACAGCGCGAGCUAAUCUCAGGCUUCCUGUUCGCAGGACCCGAGCUUUGCCCCAAGUUGAGCAAGCAGCGCGGCAGUUUGCCUGAUGCUGCAUUUGAUGAACUACUCAAGGGUCGCCUUGUGCGUGACACAUGGGCUGAUCCCCUUCCAAACGAACACACUACCGCAGGUCAAGUCUCGGCAUCGCCUUGA
Messenger RNA from Beauveria bassiana ARSEF 2860, 435 nucleotides. RefSeq lists its product as uncharacterized. Bases 1 to 435 code for a protein of 144 amino acids. The transcript is spliced from 2 exons. Lineage: Eukaryota; Fungi; Ascomycota; Sordariomycetes; Hypocreales; Cordycipitaceae. The record is from RefSeq and is a predicted model, not a curated record.